AUGCCGUCCACAAUCUCCCCCACCGUCCCAUCGAUCGCCAAAAACCAAGUCCUGGAAAGCCUCAUCUGCGCCUCUUUCACCUUGCACUCCGGCGGCAAAGCUGUGCUCGAAUUUGCCAAAACCCUGUUCGGCAACAUCGCUGUGUCAACCGCUGUCGAAGAACGCCAGCACGACGAGAAGAUGGUGGGAAUGAAUGGAGGGUUCGGGGAGGGCUUCGCUUGCACGUCUCUCGCGCGCGCCUACUCUCUCCUCAUCGAGCACGGCGAGGAUGUCAACGCUCAGGAUCUCAAGAACAUUGCGCUCGAACGCUUCCUGGCCGAUGACUUCCAGUACCAGGUGGAGCGUGUGAGAUGUGGUGGGUAG
Molecule: messenger RNA, 363 nt
Organism: Cercospora beticola
Lineage: Eukaryota; Fungi; Ascomycota; Dothideomycetes; Mycosphaerellales; Mycosphaerellaceae
Source: RefSeq, a predicted model, not a curated record